CAAUUCACUUUCCUUGCCGCUCAGAGUUAGACGCUUUUUCUAUUCAACAAAAAAAAAAUUAAUUAAAAAAAAAAUCUUUCAAAUGUGUUCUUGAAUUUCUUAAAUCUAUCAUCAUCCAAUUAUUAUCAAUAAAGUUUAGGUUUAUUAGUGUCAAAAAUGAAAACUAAACCCAAUUUGACGUUUUCGAAGUUAGACAAGGAGACGGGGGAUAAAAUUGACCGUAUGUUUGAAAAGGAGGAUUGUAUGGUGGAGAUUAACCCUGGACGUGUCAUUUUGCCAGCUGAUUACAUGACGAUCGGUCAGGAUAUCCUGGAUAUGGAGGUCUUGGAUGACGACGUUUGGAUGUGCUCGUAUCCCCGAACUGGUUCAACCUGGGCUCAAGAAAUGGUGUGGCUGAUCGGCCACGACUUGGACUACGAGGGAGCGAAGUCUUUGCAACAGAUCCGCUGCCCGCUAGUAGAGUUAUCCUGCAUCAUGGUGGACGGGCACGCCGAGUGGCACGACGAGUCCGUCCGCGGCACGUCCGUGGACCUCGUGAAGUACCGGCUGGCACAUCCUCGCUACAUCCGCAGUCAUCUGCCCUGGGACCUGCUGCCGAUCGAUAUACUGAACGAAGACGGAUCUGUCAAACCCAAGGUGAUAUACACGUCCCGCAACCCGAAGGACAUGGUGGUGUCGUACUACCACUACUGCUCGCUGGUGCACGGCCUCAAGGGCACAUUCGAGGACUUCUGCGACCUCUUCAUACGGGACCGCGCGCCGUUUGGACCCGUCUGGAAUCAUAUACUUGGUUUCUGGAAACGGCGUGACGAUCCAAACGUCCUAUUCAUCAAGUUUGAAGAGAUGAAACGUGAUCUGCCUAACGUCGUCCGCAGAACGGCCGAUUUCCUCAACAAAACGCUGAGUGACGAGGACGUGUUGAAGCUCUGCGACCAUCUUUCCUUCGCUAACAUGAAGACGAACCGUGCCGUCAACUUGGAGGCCAUUUUGGAGAAAUCCUUCGGAAAGUCGUAUUUAGAACAGACUUCUUUACGGUUUAUCAGGAAAGGGGAGAUAGGGGAUUGGAAGAACUACAUGUCAGAUGAUUUGUCACGCCGAUUUGACGAUUGGGCCGAGCAAAAUAUGAAAGGUAGUGAAUUGAGUUUCGAAUAAGACAUCCGUUUUAGUAUAGUUCUCGCCAAAUAACUAGACUUCUCUGAAGUUGCCGCCGCUAAAUUGCGAAGGUUUUUAUGAUAUACUCCACUAAGACAUAUUUUUUACGCUGUGCAGUCAUACAUCUCGUGUUCGGAGACGACUAUUUCUUUGGCGAUAACUAUUUAUGUAAAUUAUUAUCUUUACCUGGCACUUCAUCACCUUCGCAUACUUCGUGUUUAUGCUUGUGUUGUAUUAAGAUACGUAAGAUAUACACAAUACAAUCACAGACAGUCGAAAGACUUGAUUGCGCACUGAGAAGUGACUAAAAUGGCAUCUGUCUUUAAUUUAUGGAUAAUAAUGAGCACAGUAUAGGACGUGCCUAAUUAGAUUUACAUACUUAUUUAUCAUUUAUUAAAUUACAGCCGUCUUCUAUAAGCUAUCGAUCUAUCUGACGAUUUAUUGUUAAAACUAAUUAAAUAUGUCUUUUAAAGGUGUCCAAUAUACCCCUGUCUCCUCCAACUAAGUUAAUACGCAUAGAUUGCGUGGUGGGUUUGGUAAUUGUGUAAUGGACUGGGCUUGAACCCACUACCUUAGGUUGAAGCUUGUUAGGCAAAAUUACUGUUUCACUGAUCUGCUUAAAUUGAAUACUGCGGUAUGUAUAUGUAUAAAAGAAGUGCACCUAUGCACUUCUUUUUUAACAUCAAUUUGUUUUAAAUUAAUAUUCAUACGAUAAGAAUCAAGUAUUUUAUUGUUAAGUUAUUAUUAUA
This is a messenger RNA of Bicyclus anynana (squinting bush brown), 1901 nucleotides long. It is a transcript of the gene St2, whose product is annotated as luciferin sulfotransferase. Gene Ontology annotation, cellular component: cytoplasm. Gene Ontology annotation, molecular function: sulfotransferase activity. The transcript is spliced from 5 exons. The coding region runs from base 157 to 1152 and encodes 331 amino acids. The record is from RefSeq and is a predicted model, not a curated record. NCBI's taxonomy places the organism in Eukaryota, Metazoa, Arthropoda, Insecta, Lepidoptera, Nymphalidae. Gene Ontology annotation, biological process: sulfation.